This is a messenger RNA of Westerdykella ornata, 714 nucleotides long. RefSeq lists its product as uncharacterized. The transcript has a single exon. Lineage: Eukaryota; Fungi; Ascomycota; Dothideomycetes; Pleosporales; Sporormiaceae. The record is from RefSeq and is a predicted model, not a curated record. The annotation marks the transcript as partial.
AGCCAACCCUUCCCCUUCAUGCUUCUCCCCCUCCAUAUCCGCACCCGCAUCUACACCCUCCUCCUCACCGUCCCCGGCCUCCUCUGCGCCCGCCAAAACCGCACUCCAGGCUCCUACGCCACAGGCGCCUACAUCGGCUGCGACGAGCGCCACCUUCUUCCCGGAAUCUCCUUCGUCCUGCACCAGCACGCCGUCGAUGGCAUGAAAUCUCGCUUCUCCCGCGCUCCUUACACCAACGUCGCGAUCCUAAGGACCAGUAGCGAAGUCUAUGCCGAAGCGAGGGAGAUUCUGUAUGCCGGGAAUGAGUGGGAGAUGGCUAAUUUGACGCGCGAGACAGCACCCCCGGUCGACUAUGGUGUUAAGCUGUUUCCGCCGGGCGUGAGCAGGAUGGUGCGUCGCAUUACCCUGAAGGCCAGGGCGCUGUAUGGGUUUAGGUAUAUCCUGCGAGAGGGAGGGUAUGCCAAACUGAAGAACGUGUAUCGUGGGUUGGAGCAGUUGACGCUUGUGCUGGAGGUGGAGAACUUGAACAAGGGCAUUGGGAGGAAGCUGGGGAGGGCCGACGGGGACGAGGUGUGGGAGGUAUAUGUGCAGCGCGUGAAGAAGGUCAUGGAGCGGGAGAUCUUUGAUGGGCAGGGGUCGAGGAAGGCGAUUCCGGGGUGGAUUGCGUUCAAGGUGAUGUUCCCUGGGGACGUGUUUGGGGAAGAGGAGAAAGGG